AAAAUAUCCGUGGCUGAGGAUGACUAGUAAAACAAACCGCACAAUGAAUGCAUGAACAGUAGGGUCUAACAGGAAAGGUUGUGUCCAGAGUUUUUAUUUUAGUCUGAAACGUUUUAACUAACUGGAUCUGAAUAUAGUAAGACUAGAGAAGGAGCUGUAACUACGUGUGGGCGAGUUUGUUGUUGCUGUUAGGAUGUCUCUGCUCUUUCAUUUGUUGUGGUGUUCUCUGGCAAGGUUGGGAUUGGAAAGUGCGUCUACUGGUCUAGUGAGUGACAGCAUCAGUCUUGGAGAAUUUGAAUUGAAGCUAGGCAGUAGUUUUUUGACUCCUAACAUUUCUUAUGCUUAAUGCAAUAUGCUGUGUGCAUGUGUUUAUGAAUAACUUAAAGACGACUUCUCAAUAUUGUGAUUUUUCUACGCUAAUGAAAUGGCCCUUUUGCUUGGAAAGGGAAUUGGGUCAAUUGACUAAAAUUGAUUCAGUAAUGUUGUAAGACGACUGUCACGUUUGCAAAAAAUGUGCUUAGGAAUGUAUUUUAACAAAUUUAAAGUUUAUAGAGGGUGGGGAAGAAAGUUGAGACAACUUGACAAUUUUCAUUGAGAUUUCCCUUUUAUAGUUCAUGACUUUCCAAAUCUCACAGUUUACACAGGGCCACCUGUUUCCAGAGCUUGUUUGUUAUAUUAACGUGUGUGUGUGUAUUUGGGUCCCAGGGACAGGUAGUAAUGUGGUGAUGUGCUGUAGUUCAUUCAUUCCUUGAGUUGAGACUGCCUCUAGGGAGCACUGAGAGUAUGCGAGGCACCGUACCAGUGAGACAGUGACUCAGUCUAGGCUGAGCUCUUGUGGUGCUUCUCCGUGGUCUGACCUCGGUUCCACAGCGUGCGCCAGUCACAGAGGAGCUCAACUUGAGAUCCUGAAGAGCCUCCUGUGUUUCAGUGAGUAUUGUGACAGCAGCAGGAGUAGUGCAUUGAAAUCAGCUCCCGCAACGGGACUCGGCGAGCUCAAACAGGACGGUAAAAUCCACAUAAUAGUCAUCUCUGAAAGCCUGCUGUCUUUAGAAGUCGUUCCUCUUUUGAAGUGGGCCAUGAGGGCAGAAUGUUUGACGCUGGUUGCCUUAUUGGCGCUGGAAUAUGUGUGUCGGAGUGAAGCCAUGUCCACCUGUAAGUCACUGGACUUGGAGCUGGUGAAGAGGAAACGUAUUGAGGCCAUCCGUGGACAGAUACUGAGCAAGCUGCGGCUGCCCAAGGAGCCAGAGAUUGACCAGGAGGGAGACUCUGAGGAGGUCCCAACCUCCCUGAUGUCCAUCUACAACAUCACAGUGGAGCUGAGUGAGGAGCAGGUGCAGACGUACAUACCGCCCACUCGGGAUGCAGAAGAGGAGGCAUACUUUGCAAAGGAGGUCCACAAGUUCAACAUGAAACAAAGUGAGAACACCAGUAAGUACCAAAUGCUCUUCAACAUGUCUGAGAUGCGGUCUGUAUUGGGGACAGAUCGACUGCUCUCUCAAGCUGAGCUCCGUCUCCUCAUCAAAAAUCGUGGCAUGCAUGACAGCAGUGAGCAGAGGCUGGAACUCUACAGAGGCACUGGAGAUAAGGCACGUUACAUGAAGUCCCAUUUUGUCUCAAAGGAAUGGGCCAAUCGCUGGGUCUCCUUUGAUGUUACACAGACUCUGAGGGAGUGGCUGAAAGGGGCUGGAGAGGAGCAAGGAUUCCAAUUGAAGUUGCCUUGUGAAUGUGGGAAAGCAAUGGAAGAAUUCCUCUUUGAAAUAUCAGGGAUGAACAAGCCAAGGGGAGAUAAAGAAACUCUCUUCAUGAACAUGCCAAAGCCUCACAUUUUACUGAUGUCACUUCCUGUGGAACGCCACAGCCAGCUUAGCUCUCGGAAGAAACGACAAAGCACUACUGAAGAGAUCUGCUCAGACCAAACAGAGAGUUGCUGUGUGCGAAAGCUUUACAUUGACUUCCGUAAGGACCUGGGCUGGAAAUGGAUCCAUGAACCCACUGGCUACUUUGCUAACUACUGCAUUGGCCCAUGCACUUAUAUAUGGAACACAGAGAACAAGUACUCCCAGGUACUGGCUCUAUAUAAGCACCACAAUCCUGGAGCCUCUGCCCAACCUUGCUGUGUUCCACAGGUCUUGGAGCCCCUACCCAUUCUCUACUAUGUGGGUAGACAACACAAGGUGGAGCAGUUGUCCAAUAUGAUUGUUAAGUCCUGCAAGUGUAGCUAGAAUUACAUAUAUAUGCAUUUUCUUAUUCAUCGUAUUUCCUUGUACUCAUGGAGUCCUAGCGAAAAUCUGGAUGUAGUCCAGACAUCAUUUCCGAAUGUUAAUAAUAUUAUUUGACAUAUUUCCCAGCCGAGGAUUUCCCUAUUCAAUGAUUAGUGGAUGUUUUUUUAUUUACAUAGUGGUUUAUGGAGUUUUUUAAUAGUUAUUUAGAUUUGCCAAUGUCCUGGGUGUGUCAAUAGACUUGUCUUAUUGCCAUUGUGUUUCAGUAUUUACAGUGUAUUCACAAAGUAUUCAGACCCCUUCUCUUUUUCCACAUGUUGUUACGUUACAGCCUUAUUCUGAAAUGGAUUAAAUCAAAUAAAAAUCCUCAUCAAUCUACACACAAUACCUGUACAAAAGGUUGUCCCCCUCCUCUCCUCUCUACCUAACUUCCCCUUCACAGUCCCUUCAGUUUCCCUUAAGUCCCGUUAGUUUGGCUGAGCAGCCUACCUAAGUUAUCCCUCACCCAACAUAGCCCUGCCAUUCCCAAACAAACAGAGUGCUUGGAAAGGGGCAUCUGGACACUGCACCCACCCACUCAGGUCAGAGCAUUAUUGCUGUCUGAAUGGAGAAGACUCAUGUGUCUGAGGACUUUUUAUUGUCGACAGUAGCAUGAAAGUCUGACUGUUGUGUGUGAGCGUCGAAAAUAACCACAACAAUAAGAAUCCAAGUAAUUCGGAUUACCAAAAUCAUAUAAACAUAUUCAAUGGAAACGUCUGUGUGUGUGUGUGUGUGUUCAUUCAUGUUCUAACCGGACCGCACUAUAGUGAGCAGAACCAAACCAAUCAGUUCUAAGUAUAUAGCGGUUGAGGGCAUUCACAGCCGUCCGCUUAGACGGGUGGGGGCAUACCAGCCAACUGUUUUUAUGUGGUCCUUCUAGCCAGAUUUAGUGACAAACUGUUUUUUUACAUGGUCCGUCAUUUGUUCAGAUUAGUCUUUACAAUACCACAAUGACAUAGUGAAAACCUGUGAUUGUGUCGAGGCACAGAUCUGGGGAAGGGUACCAAAACAUUUCUGCAGCAUUGAAGAUCCCCAAGAACACAGUGGCCUCCAUCAUUCUUAAGUGGAAGAAGUUUGGAACCACCAAGACUCUUCCUAGAGCUGGCCGCCCGGCCAAACUGUGUAAUUGGGGGAGAAGGGCAUUGGUCAGGGAGGUGACCAAUAACCUGAUGGUGACUCUGACAGAGCUCCAGUUUCUCUAUGGAGAUGGGAGAACCUUCCAGAAUGUUUGUCAGCGGCAGGGAGUGGGAGACUAGUCAGUAUCGAGGGAAAGAAGAACAGAACAAAGUACAGCGAGAUCCUUGACGAAAACCUGCUCCAGAGCACUCAGGAACUCAGACUAAGGUGAAGUUCCACCUUCCAACAGGACAACGACCCAAAGCACACAGCCAAGACAAUGCAGGAGUGACUUCGGGACAAGUCUCUGAAUGUCCUCGAGUUGCACAGCCAUAGCUCGGACAUGAACCAGAUCGGACAUCUCUUGAGACCUGAAAAUAGCUGUGCAGCGACGCUCCCCAUCCAACCUAACAGAGGUUGAGAGGAUCUGCAGAGAAUGGGAGAAACUCCCCAAAUACAGGUGUGCCAAGCUUGUAGCGUCAUACCCAAGAAGAAUCAAGGCUGUAAAAAAAAAUCUAAAUGUAUUUUUGCUUUGUCAUUAUGGGGUAUUGUGUGUAGAUUGAUGAGGAAAAAUGUAUUUAAUCCAUGUUAGAAUAAGGUUGUAACGUAACCAAAUGUGGAAAAAGUCAAGCGGUCUGAUUACUUUCCAAAUGCACUGUAUGCUCCCUGGGGCACUUCCUCAGGAAGUAUAGAGGAAGGAGACGGGAUUAGUUUGAGUCUGUUACUCAAAAUACUGAAUGUACAAUAGCAUGAACUCCCUCUUAUUAGUUGCCGUUCAUCUUUCAAAGGAAUGCAUCUUCAUCACACCCCUUCAUCAAGUCUCAAGAAGGUAAUGGAAUAUAAAAUACAAAAUAAACAAAUUAUGAUUAAGCGUACUUGACCAACAGUUGACAUAAUUUGUAGAUACUGUGUGCCUUUAACUAUAAAUAAGUUAACAGGCUGCUUGACUGACACUCUCUGAUGGUAUGUCAGGUCGACGUGAUCGUGCUGGUUGGCUCUCACUCAAGGUUAAGUGCAUGUGAGAGUCUUUGUGCUUGCAGACACCUGCAGCCCACUUUUCACGUUUCCCUCUCCGCAGUGCAUUCCAUCUGGUGGAAAUACAGUACCACUCCCUUGGUGGGAGGCAGUCUGUAGGUGAUUAACACAAUACAAGUGAAUAAGGGGGGAGGAAGAUAAAGUAGCUUAAAUGAAAGGGUUCUCAUCUUCAGGGGUGAACACAUGGCAAAUAACGAGACACCCAGGUGUCCACGACAUGUUCAAUUCAUCUAAAGUUAAUCUACAAGUAAACUGUAUUUUGAAGCAUGGCUGUACAAAAAUAAAGGCUGCCUUUUGAGACAAUAUUA
Molecule: messenger RNA, 4717 nt
Organism: Oncorhynchus nerka (sockeye salmon)
Lineage: Eukaryota; Metazoa; Chordata; Actinopteri; Salmoniformes; Salmonidae
Product: transforming growth factor beta-1 proprotein-like
Exons: 7
Coding region: 1077-2222 (381 amino acids)
Biological process (GO): transforming growth factor beta receptor signaling pathway; regulation of cell population proliferation
Cellular component (GO): extracellular region
Molecular function (GO): cytokine activity; growth factor activity; transforming growth factor beta receptor binding
Source: RefSeq, a predicted model, not a curated record